This is a messenger RNA of Notodromas monacha, 3938 nucleotides long. The record is from the annotation of a GenBank genome assembly. NCBI's taxonomy places the organism in Eukaryota, Metazoa, Arthropoda, Ostracoda, Podocopida, Cyprididae.
UGUGCUAUUACAGGGUUGGAAACCUCGCUUAUUUGAUUUACAGUUCUGAUUUCAACGGGCUCAUCGAACCUGUGUUCAAGUAGUGAUCUAUCAUAUUUACUCUCAUAUUCAACAGUGAAAUAAAAUUGAUGAGAACGAGGCCGUUCGUGCUCACAUUUGGAUGCAAAAAUGUCAGAGAUGGGCAGUGGGAUCAAUGUUUUUGUUCGAAUCAGACCUCUCAGCAAAGCGGAAGCUUCCAAGUACCAACAACCAGCAUUCACCGCUGUUGGAGAUACUGUUGUUGUACUUCGCGACCCAUCCUAUCCUGAUACAGGAGCAAGCAGGACCUGGGACUUCAGCCAAGUUUUUGGACCCACGUCUACUCAGGAAGAAGUAUAUGAUCAUUGUGUAAGUCCAGUGAUAGCUGAUGUGAUCAAUGGAUACAACUGUACGGUUUUUGCUUAUGGCCAAACUGGUACUGGCAAAACGUUCACGAUGGAAGGCGAAAGAAAACCGGAUGUCGCCUGGAAAGAUGAGCCGAACGCCGGUAUGAUUCCCCGUGCAGUUUAUCAACUUUUCAGUGAACUCUCUUCGAAAUCUGAGCCUGGUCCUGAUCCAAACGUGGUCCUCACGGUUUCAUACAUUGAGCUCUACAACGAGAAUCUCUACGACUUGCUGUACGAAGGCUCAGGGGAGCGACCAAAGCUGCAAAUGUUCGACAAUCCUGACAACCGAGGAUCACUCGUCAUCAAGAAUUUGUCUUCUUAUGAGUGCAAAACGAAAGAAGAGGUCAUCGCUUUGCUGGAUCGUGGGGCUGCUGCAAGGAGAAAAACAGCGACAAAAUUGAACUCAAGGUCCAGUCGUUCCCACGCUCUCUUCAUGAUAAGCGUCUUCUCUAUGAGCAAGCAAGAGUCCGAGAUCGGUGGACUGGGUUCUCGGCCAUCAAUGCAAAGUCAGGUGGGCAAGCUGAAUCUAGUGGAUUUGGCGGGUUCCGAAAGUGUUGGGCGGAGUGGAGCAGUGGAUGCGCAUGCGCGUGAAGCCGGUUGCAUCAAUAAAUCGCUUCUGGCUUUGCGAAUGGUCAUCAUGAACCUUGCCACCGACACAGGUGGUCACAUCCCAUACAGGAGCUCUAAGUUGACUCGUUUGUUGCAAGACUCGCUUGGUGGAAAGACAAAGACGACACUGAUUGCCGCUAUUUCUCCUGUUAAUGAACACCUUGAAGAGUCUGUGUCGACGUUAGACUACGCGUGUAAAGCCAAGAGCAUUGUGAACAACCCGGUCUCGUUGAAGCACCAUUGGAAGAAGCAGUCCAUUGCCGAGUACCUAGUCAGAAUCGAGCAGUGCAAAAGCCUGCUGGAGGCAACAAGGCGUGAGCAUGGCGUUUACAUGUCCCCCGAGCAGUUCCAGCAAUGGCAGCAACAGUAUGAUGAUGUGUUGGUGCGGGAGGACAAAGUGCGACGUGAAUUACUGGAGGAGGAACGUGCGGAGAAGGCUGAUGCCGAGUUGCAGCGCCGAGCAGAAGAGCGUCUUGCUGCAUUAACUGCUCGACUUGACAAACUGGUUUUGGCGGAGAAUGAGGCUCGUGUAACGGCUUUGCAGCAGAUAAACACGCGUCAAGUGAUGAAAGAAAGAGCCGAAAGAAUUCAGGAAGCGUCGAAAAUCACGGCAGCUGACGCUGAAGUAUUAGCGAAAGAGCGUAGUCGCUUACAAGGCGUGAAUCAGCGCUCCACCAAAGCUUUCCAGACUUCCUGUCCUGAGUUUGAGCGUAACUUCGACACGAUUAUGAACUUGGAGCAAAAUCAUAUUGAUGUCAACGCAACCAGUGCUGAUAUCACAGACAUGGAGACCGAGGUUCGAAAAGUAGCGCGAGUUGUCAAGCUACCCGAAAGCGGCGCAAGUAAUGUUGUGCAGCAACAACUGAGUCUUGGUACGAAUCCCGGCCGCAUCUUGGAGCAAAUGAACUCGAAUGCCAGUGUUGCCAAACACGACACACUCUUGUCUGCCGCGUUUUCCGAGCGAAACCCAGUCGCUGAUAUUGUCGAGGAAUGCGUCCGCCCACUUUGGAAUAAGGCUGAUGAAAACGUGUCUGGUGCCCGUCAGCUGUUUGCCAAAGAAGAGAGUCUACGCAUGGCAACAAUGGUUCACGGUGUUCUGUCUCAGUCGGCUUCUACAGAAGAGCAGAAAAUGAAAGUUCUCAAUGACUUCCUGCAUGCACUUCGGGCCCAACGCGCCCAACUCUUAGAUGACAUGGAACAAACGAAGGCGCUGCGACAGUCUGUCCUGCAAACGUUCCAGGGUCAGCGUGCGGCGCAGGAGAAACGCAAGUACGAUUUGAGUACUUUUAUGCGUACUAUAAGUGAGUGCAGUGCAGUCGCGACGAAGACUCUGCAGACCGAAUGCAAUGCUCUCACAACCGAGGCAAAAGCAGUCGGUGACGAAGCUGUAGGGAAACUUUUUGAGAGUGUGAACCAGCGUGAGGCGGCAUGUAAAGAUUUGGAGCCAGCUGCCUGCAGCAGGUUAAUCAACGAAGCUCGUGUUGCAAUCGUGGAUGGUACAGAGGCUCUGCGUAAGGAAAGCAAAGACGAGAUGCACAGAGCAGCGGAGGUACGCCAAGAAGCUGAGACUGCCGUCAUACAAGAAUUUUCUUGUGCCGAAAUGCAUCGCUGGGCGAUCGUCAAAAGUUUGCAAGAAUGGGCUCGCGCGGAGCAGACGAAGGACAGAGAAAGCGCGGAGAAAAUUGAAGCCUUUGUGCGCCGCGUUGUCUGCCAAUGGUUCGAGCAAGCCCCGGAAGAAGCCGAAUACCUCUUCACGUCAGCAGACACCGGCCUGGUUGGUAUGACGACAGCGCUUGAGUAUCUCUUCUCGUUAGUUCCGUCCAGUAGCAGCCCUGCGACGUCUGGACAGACGCCGGUACGUCGCAGAACACAGCCCAGUCAUCCGUCGCUGUUGGGCGAUUUGGCGCCGCUCACCCCGAAGGAGGCGCUGGUGCGACGCCAUCAACAAAUGAUUGCUUCGGCGCAACGACUCGCGCAGCCAUUCGAACUCGACAGCCAGUUGAUGGAGAACAAGGAGAAUUUGAUGAAUAUGAGCGGAAUUUCAACCUCAACGGAAGACAGCGUCGUUAGUCAAGGUUCCCUGCAAGGCGGAAAUCUACGCGCCAGGGCCAUGAACAAUGCGAUGCACCUGAAACGCAGGCGCUUCCCGUGACCUUCAAAUUAUAUAUUUUUUACUGUACUGUAUUAUCUUCUGGUAUUGGAUCGUGAUCUUCAAGCUAUUUUCCACAACUUUCGGGGCCCGGUCGUACGACAAGCAUUUGUUUUUCAAUCAAGAUUUGAUUUCUUCUUAUGUAUAAUCCGGAAGAGAACGGCACAAUAUAUUGUAUGGCUUGAUCGCCAAAAGCGACUCCCGGAAUUCGAAGGUUCGAGGAUGUUUUUGGAUGAGUGGCAGAACAUAUUGUCGUCUAACAAGGUUACAGAAAUAUAUAAAAUACUUGAAACGUUUGGAAAUGUCGUGAUGCCUUGAAGUCUCCGCGUUCUUGUUUGAAAUAGUUUAUUUUUGUUUCUUCUUGCAAGUAGUGCAGUAUAUAUUUUUCGAUGAAGGUAAUCGGCUAUUAUUCGGGUGCGGCGUGCGUGUUACUGUCUCUUCGCAAUUUUACUGCUGAUUGAAAACCGUUGCUGUGAAGCAUUCAUUUAAUUUUAGGAUGUCUCGCUCGCGCAACAAAUCGAACCAAGCUCCUGUACCUUCUGAUAAUUAUACUGUAGUUCGAGUUGAAAUGGAUUUUCUGUUGGGUGUGCUUCAAUUCAAAUCACCCAUGUUAAUGACAGGUACCUUUACAUCCUAGGAUAAUAAUUUCAGUAAAUUAUGUUUUGGUGAUUUGCGAAUAAAGUAAAAGUUGAACUCCUCUCACAGAAUCCGAAGUUUUCUACAGAAAACAUAUUUCAGAUAAUACAUGAUGUGGC